AUGGGUGACAGCCACGCCGUCGAGCUGACCGACUGCGGCGCGUGCACCGGCGGCCUGAUCGCGCGCCACCUGUACGAGGGCCGGCCGGGGCCUCGUCUGCUGCUGCUGCAGGAGGACCGCUGCCUCAACGGCUCGGACACGGCGCCGGCCGGCCGCUGGAGCGUUGGCCAGGUACUGCACGUGGCCCCGAGCUGCGCGCUCUCGCUGCGACACGCCCUGUUCGCCAAGGUGGGCCACCCGGUGUGCCUGGAGCCGGAGGGAGACCGUCUGAUGGUGGUGCAGCUGCAGCAGGGCCGGACCGUCCGCCGCUCUGGACUGAGAGGUCUCGACUGGCUGCGGCCCAGAGACGAUCUCAACAAUGUCACACUCACCGUCGUCUACGAGAACUACAGCCCAUUCUUCGAGUGCGAGGAGGAAAUCAAGGGAACAUGCGUACGAACCGCAUACACAGCUCCCGCUGUGCUGUUGGCGGAGCUAGCACAGCGGCUGGGUUUCCACACGAGGUACGUUCAUAAUCCGGAUGGCAGCUGGGGGCACGUGGAGGCGGGACAGUGGCGCGGCAUGGUGGGUGAAGUGGUCGCUGGCCGCGCCGACUUAGCUGUCGGUGGUAUAUUCAUCAACGCGCAGCGCUCGGCAGUCGUGGACUUCUGCCGACCGCUCACACUUGUCUACCUGGACAUCGUCACGCGGCCGCGGCCGGUCGGCCUGCGGAGCAGCUUUGCCAAUCUGCUGUCGCCGACUGUCCUGGCGCUGAUCAUGGUCAGUCUGCUGGCCAGCACGCUGGCGCUGCUGCUGGUGGUCUGGCGACAACUGGACAACUGCUACCGCGCGCUGGUGUCGCAGGACCUGCCGGCGAGUCGCGUCCGUCUGCUACGUAAUAGCGGCGCCGGCACCAUGCUGCUGGGCAUCUGGCUCAUGUCGGGUAUUAUCCACCGCACGGCCUACACGUCCAACAUGAUCUCGGCGCUGUCGGCACCGCCGGCCACCUGGGCGCCCGACUCGCUCGCCGACCUCGUGCGCCACGAGUACCGCGUGGUCACGCACACCGGCUACGGCGCCUACGCCGACUGGCUGCACGCGCAGAACAGCUCGCUGUUCCAGGCGCUGAAACGGCGCUGGGUGCUCGCCGACCACGUGGCCACGUUCCGGCAGCUGGUGGGCUCCGAGGAGAAGAUCGCCCUGCUGGAGGAGACGCCGUCCGUCAUGACGCUCCUCUACGACGCCAUCGCUGAGUCGGAAGGGGCCGUCACUGAGGCGAGUGUCCACCGCGGACGCCAGCAGUUCCUUCCCUCCAGCGUGGGCUGGGCCAUGCAGCCGAACACGCCGUACGCCGGGCGGCUGAACGAGAUCCUGCGCUGGGCGCAGUCCAGCGGCCUGGCCACCGGUCCGUCGUCGUGCUGA
Messenger RNA from Pollicipes pollicipes, 1401 nucleotides. RefSeq names its product glutamate receptor ionotropic, kainate 1-like. Gene Ontology annotation, cellular component: membrane. Gene Ontology annotation, molecular function: ligand-gated monoatomic ion channel activity. The coding region runs from base 1 to 1401 and encodes 466 amino acids. NCBI's taxonomy places the organism in Eukaryota, Metazoa, Arthropoda, Thecostraca, Pollicipedomorpha, Pollicipedidae. The record is from RefSeq and is a predicted model, not a curated record. The transcript has 4 exons.